Molecule: messenger RNA, 1398 nt
Organism: Abrus precatorius (Indian licorice)
Lineage: Eukaryota; Viridiplantae; Streptophyta; Magnoliopsida; Fabales; Fabaceae
Product: UDP-N-acetylglucosamine--N-acetylmuramyl-(pentapeptide) pyrophosphoryl-undecaprenol N-acetylglucosamine transferase
Exons: 4
Coding region: 146-1366 (406 amino acids)
Biological process (GO): carbohydrate metabolic process
Molecular function (GO): undecaprenyldiphospho-muramoylpentapeptide beta-N-acetylglucosaminyltransferase activity
Source: RefSeq, a predicted model, not a curated record
UCAUAGUACUUGUUAAUUACAUUGAAGGCGGUGGUCCAAUCCAUUACUACAAUUUGAAGCUUCAUUAAUAACACCUUUCAAAUUCUGCACACAAAGAAAGGUGCAAACUCUGUGCCAUCUUCAACUUCAUUCAACACGUGCGUGAAUGGCCACCACCCUUUCCUUUUCCCUCUCCACACCCUUCCCAAAGUUCCAAACUUUACCAUCCCCACAACAACCCAGAAGAGUAUCGUGCUGUCUCAACUCCAACCACUCUCUCCGAGUGGUGUUCUGCGGCGGCGCCACCGGCAGCCACGUGUACCCGGCGGUGGCGAUCGCCGAGGAACUGAAAACGGCGAACCCCACGUGCGAGUUCCUCUUCAUCGGCACACCCAAUAGCAUGGAAAGCGAUGCAAUCUCCUCCGCAGGCUAUAACUUUGUCUCUGUUUCACCACCCAAUUUCCCUCACCGUUUCUUCGUGUCCCUUUAUCAAUGCCUCAAUCACCUUCGAGAUUUCCAACCCCACGUUGUUGUCGGCACAGGUGGACAUGUGUCUUUCCCUGUUUGUCUUGCUGCUAAGCUCAGAGGCAUAAACCUCGUCAUCCACGAACCCAAUUCUGUCCCUGCUUUGCCCAACUCUGUUCUUUCCUUCUUUGCUGAUGCUAUUUUCGUUGCUUUUAAUUCUACCCUUGAUAGCUUUCCCAGGAACAAGUGUGUGGUGUGUGGGAACCCUGUGAGAUUGUCUCUUAGGAACCUUGUUUCUAAGGUGAAGGCAAGGUCUCAUUUUUUUGCUGGUUCUGAUUCUGAAGAAGGAAAAGUUUUGUUGGUGCUUGGUGGGUCUUUUGGUGCUAAUGCGGUUAAUAUUGCAAUGCUGAAUUUGUAUUAUGAGAUGCUGAGACAGGAUAGUGGCUUGUAUAUUAUAUGGCAAACUGGGGUUGAAGUGUUUGAUGAGAUGGAUAGUCUUGUUAAAAAUCAUCCUCGCUUGCAUAUGACACCGUUCAUGUAUUGUAUGGAUUUGGCAUAUGCAGCUGCAGACUUGAUUGUUUCUAGAGCAGGUGCAAUGACUUGCUAUGAAAUAUUGGCGACUGGAAAACCAUCUAUCCUGAUACCAUCACCAAAUUUCUCCGAGGGGAAUCAAUUCAGAAAUGCUUCCUUGAUGGCAGACUUGGCUGGUGUGAAAGUUAUAACUGAGGAUGAGCUUGACUCAACUACACUUGCCAUUGCAAUUGAAGAGAUUUUAAGAGACAAGAAGAAGAUGGAAGAUAUGUCUGAGAGGGCUCUUAAAGCUGCAAAUCCCAAUGCCUCAGCUGAGAUUGCAAAACACAUACUCUCUCUUGUAAAUCAAUCAACCAAAAAGAAAAGAAAUGACCACAAAGUAGAAUCUUAGAAUGGUGGUUGAAGUUCCUGCUUACAACCGAU